Molecule: messenger RNA, 1440 nt
Organism: Plasmodium vivax (malaria parasite P. vivax)
Lineage: Eukaryota; Apicomplexa; Aconoidasida; Haemosporida; Plasmodiidae
Product: MYND finger protein, putative
Exons: 16
Coding region: 1-1440 (479 amino acids)
Cellular component (GO): cytoplasm
Source: RefSeq, a predicted model, not a curated record
AUGGACGUUACGGACGUGGACUUCUUCACUCAUGUUGGUGGCCUUCGGAGUGGGGGGGCCCUGGACAUCUAUUCCAAGGGAUGGUUUGAAUGCCACAAGAGCCUAGUCGCGAUCAACCUAUACGUCCACCGCAACAGUGACAUGAUGGACACCAUCGGGGACGAGCGGGUGGAUGCCCUCGUGGGGAAGUUUGAGACUCUGCUUAGGGAACUAAUCACCACCUACUUCGUUCGAUUUCUCCAAAUGGAAGAACUAACAAAGUGCAGUAAAGACAAAUCAGCGCCACAGGAAGUGGGGGGAAGCGAACUGCAGAGUGCCAGCGUAGAUGCAAAAAAGGGGGAAGACACAAACGCGCAGAACCGCAUCUCCAGCUACAUAGCGCUGUACCACGAAGUGACAUUGCUGAACAUCCUCGAGUGGGUCCUCUGCGCAGAUCACGCCUAUGACAAAAUAGACAGCCACAUGAUAAACCUCUUCGCGUACAUCUACACCAAUUUGGUGGCCUUCCUCAAGAGCAACUCGGAGGAGUACUUCGUCAAGCCCACAAGCGAGAUGUCCAUAAGCGAGAUGCUGAGGGAAGAAAACGAUAAGUCUCAAAGCAUCGACAGACUCAAAAUAUACGUCAGCGUCAUCAACGCCCUGCGGAACAUAACGGACAGGAUUCACCUGCUAAACAACACAGUCAUCAAUAAGAUAGUGGACUACGACAUUUUGCUAAUUCUAAUUCCGCUCCUGGAGAGGAGACCAUGGGCACAUGACAACUACGUGUUUGAAGGAAAUGAGUGGGUAAAACGGGAAGGCAGCACCUUAUGUACGAUUGAGAAACAGCUGUGGCUGAUACUCUACACCCUGAUACUGACUAGGAGCUGCCAAGAAAAGUACGAAAUGACCAACUAUAGGAGGAACAACAUUCUGAAGCUGCGGAAGUACAUGAACGAGCCCCUGCACGAGCAGCUGCCCCCCAUGAAGACGCUGCACACGUUCAUCGAGCACCUGUACAUUUCGAAGAGCGUCUUCCCGGAGAACAAAAACUCCUACCUGAUCAUCGACGUGGUGCCGGAAAUCUUCGAAGAAAUCAAAGCGGACGUGCUGAAGAACAAAAGGAGACUCGCGUCCCUCCUGAGCAGCGUCACCAUCGAGAGGGACCUCUUGGGCAGCAUUUCUGACAUGUACCUCUCAGUGUACGAAUUUGACCAGCAGGCUGGGAAGGGCCCAAAGAAGGACAAGGGCGGUCCUCACUCGAGUGACGAAAAGGGCGCGGACCCCAAACGGGGAGAAGCAACACCAGAGGAUGAAGCAGAGGAGUCUUUCCUCUGCGACAGCUGCAAGGAGAUUGCCGAACUACAAUGCUCGCAGUGCAAACGGGCGUACUACUGCUCGAAGGAGUGCCAGAUGAAGGACUGGUUUCACCACAGAGAGGUCUGCUCCUACGCGGCAUAA